Molecule: messenger RNA, 1233 nt
Organism: Mollisia scopiformis
Lineage: Eukaryota; Fungi; Ascomycota; Leotiomycetes; Helotiales; Mollisiaceae
Product: kinase-like protein
Exons: 2
Coding region: 1-1233 (410 amino acids)
Biological process (GO): spliceosomal complex assembly; regulation of mRNA processing; protein phosphorylation
Molecular function (GO): protein kinase activity; ATP binding
Source: RefSeq, a predicted model, not a curated record
AUGUCUACCUUUUCGCCACAGUACCAUCGUUCCAGAUUCGACAACGUGGAAGACGUUGAAAGCUAUGUUCCUGGAGGCUUCUAUCCAGUUCGCCUCGGAGACAUCUUUCACGAUCGAUACAAGAUUAUCCACAAACUAGGCUUCGGUGGCUUCUCCACAGUAUGGCUAGCUUUAGAUCAACGAGAGCAUCGACAUGUAGCCCUGAAAAUUGUUCGAGCCGACGCAUCUUCAAACUGUUCAGAGCUUGCAAUCCUUCAAAGACUUCAAGCUAUUCCGACUCCACAUCCAGGAAGGCAACACGUUGCAUCAUUGUUCGAUCAUUUCACCAUCGAUGGACCAAAUAGGACACAUAGGUGUCUCGUAUCUGACGUGGCAGGGCCAAGUGUGACUACGCUGAAUGACUUUCCUGGAAAAGGAGCGGGUAGUCAGAGAUUGAGAGCAGAUUUAACGGCAAAGCUUGCGAAACAAGCCGCAGAAGCGCUGGAUUUUCUUACUUCCACCAACGAGUGGUCUGAAGACGAAAUCUACCAGCGUUUUGGUGUCCCUCAGAAGGAUCCCAUCCUCACCAUUACCGGCUCCGAACCUGGACAGUCCGCUCCGAGAUAUCUGGUCGAGUCGGCUGGCCUCAUUGACCCACAGUUUCUGACUGAAGAUAUACUACUGCUAGAUUUCGGCCAAAGCUUUCCAUCUGAUACCCCACCGCCAGCGGAAGAGGUCGGCAUACCAUUUUCAUACUGCGCACCAGAGGUCAUCUUCGACUCAAAAGUGAACAAAUACUCAGAGAUAUGGGCAUUAGGAUGCAUCAUUUUUGAACUCAGAGCUGGCCAGCAACUAUUUGCCAGUUGGUCCGGAGGCCAAGACGAGAUUCUGCGUCAGAUGAUCCAGACAUUUGGGAGAUUGCCCGAUCCAUGGUGGGCUGCUUGGUACAAGCGUGCGGACUUCUUCGACGAUGAUGGCAAGCCCAAUAAAGACUGGAGUGGUGGCAUUCAGAAAGCUGUUGAGUGUCCGAUAGACGACCUCAUAGCUGAUAUUGGCUUGGAGGACGAUGAAAAUGACAUCCCGAGGGAAGCUGAGGCGAUGUUAGAAGCUAGCUUCAAGAAGGUCCCUGAAGAGGAAGCGGUACAACUGAAAGAUCUUUUGGAGAGUAUUUUCAAGUGGGUGCCAGGAGAUCGGGCCUCCCUAGGUGAGAUUUUGAAUCAUCCCUGGUUCACGACCAUUUACGAGACUUGGUAG